UGCCCGCCGAACCCAACCCGCCCCAAGUCUGAACUCAAUUGGCCGUCCACCCUCACUUGAGAGGCGCCCGUAUACGCCUCCCCGCGCUGUCUCGAGAGCCACUACCUUAGCUCGACUCACGUAAACGACCCUCCCAUCCGACGACCGAAUGAUACCAACAGCACCACUGCUGCCUCCAUAGCGUCCAUGUUGGCGCCUACCGCCUAUUAUCCCCGUCCGACAACUACCAUCCUCAAUACUAUAACUCAUCAGUCUCUUUCGAUAGCUUGUCAGUAUCCAGCGAACCAUGAAGGGGAAGCGGUUCUUCGGCGUCAGGGACAAGGAUAAGGAUGGCUCCCACCGGAGCAGCAAGUCGGAGGAUGGAAUACAAAAGAGUCUCCGUGCUCAGUCCGCCGACGCCUUCUCCUGGCUGUUCAAGAACGAUGCUUCGCGACAGAGCCAGACCAGCGUGAACCACGAAAAUGAAAAGGCCAAGGUCGACGAAGUCUUACAACGUCUCGACGAAUCGAACUUCAGUGGUGUUUCUCCUGAGGUUGUGCGGGACGUUCUUCAGGGCAGAUACGCCUCCGGCGAUGUUGCCAAAGCCGUCGAGCUUCUUCAACUAUCCUGCGACGCCUCUGCUGGCAAGAUCUAUCCUUACGACCCCAAUGUUCACAUGUUGGGUGCAGAAAAUCGCGACGCCGUCACCUGCUAUUUGGACUCUCUACUCUUCUCCAUGUUCGUCAGCAUGACGGCGUACGAAGGCAUGCUCAAGCACGACUUCACAGACGAGCCUCGCAGCCGCCUCGUGACGCUCCUGCGAUUAUGGGUGAACAUGCUCCGGACAGGAAAGCUCAUCACAGCAGACAUUGCAAAACAUAUACAAGAAGCGCUAGCAGAUUGCGGCUGGAGAGACGCGAGGAACGUGGAACAACAAGAUACGUCCGAGGCCUUCGCCUUCAUCACCGAGACCCUCCAGCUACCCCUGCUCCAACUACAAGUCGACCUGUUCCAUCAUGGCAAGACGGACGAUAGCGACCACAAGAUCGUUCAGGAGCGCCUACUGAACUUAGCAGUGCCUCCGGAUCCAGAAGGAAGGGGACUACGCCUCGAAGACUGCGUGGAUGACUAUUUCAAUUCCCAGGUCGACGUUCUGAGAGACAGCCUCGAGGACAAGAAGGAGACGCCCCGACCGGCGACUGCCUCGCGGAUGAGUACCAUGCGUUUGGUGUCGAGGGAUGACGAGGCAGAGAUGUCGACGUCUGAGAAGCCUACGGCAUCUCCUGUCCCAAUCUCUCCGACUCGGGACAAAUUCCCGGCACCUGGGACCCCGAACGGCAGCUUGAGCCAGGCCUCUCCCUCGAUCGAGUUUGCUCAGCUGUCUCGGCAUCGCUCUGCUAGCGUCAUUCAGCAUGUCCACGUGGACGAGAAAGGCCGACCGACAGAGUCAGGCGAAGCAAGCCGACCGGGAAAGGCGAGGCGGACGAGUUCCACCAUUGUCAAGGCGGUGACGAUUCCCGCGUGGCAAUUCUUCCGUCUGAUUCCCUGGCAUGCUGCUGGGAAUCGAGAACCGAAGAACAACAGGGAAGUCGCCAUGAGCUUCGAUCAGCGGCCGGUGGUGGGCAUCUGCCUCAAGCGAUAUCGCUUUACGGAGCAGCAUGUGCCGCAGCGACUGAACACAUUCAUUGACAUACCCGAUAGCUUGAGAUUGCCGUAUUUCAUCCUGGCGGACGAGAGACACCUGGAGGAAGACCCGAAUGGCUUCAGCAGGGAAUACAAGCUCGUCCUGCAGUCCGUCAUUUGCCAUCGGGGCGAGUCUGUGCACAGCGGACAUUACAUUACCUUCGCCCGGGUCGCCCCCAGGCUGCUCACCCACAACCGGAGGCACAACUUCGACCCACCCCCUGACUACGAAGAAGCCCAGUGGGUCAAAUUCGACGACCUGCAGCUCGACAACCGGGUCAGCUAUGUGGACGAUUUUAAACAAGCCUUGAAGGCGGAGAUGCCCUAUCUCCUCUUCUACCAAAUCGUGCCCAUGGUGGAUGUGGCGACGACCGAAGAGACUGAGACGGAACUGCCGUCAUAUGCCGACUCCAACUCCAAGGCCAGUUUCUGCACUUCGGCGGCCCCCAGCCUAGCAGCCAGCGCUCCAGUUGGAACAGUUGGAAGUAUGUACGGAGCUGAAGUUGACGGCCUUGACCCGCGGAGGAUCUCCCCCCCGCAAGCCCCCAGCGUGCGCUUGUCCUUGGACAUGGAGCGACUUCGUCUGGACAACCACACCACCGAACGGCUGAAUUCGACCGACCUCAACACGUCCGACUCUCUAUUAACCUUUCCGACGAAGACUUCCGACAGCACCUCCUCUGCGGGAGUCACCCCGGUUGCGUCCCAGGGGGAAGAAUCCACGCGAGACCGCCUCUCGCGCGCCGCCGCCAUCUUCACCGGCAAGACCAAGAGCCGGCCUCCCAGCCAAGGGGGCGAAGGCCGCAUCAGCUCGACCAUGAUCCGCCUCGGCGGGCUCAUCCGCGCAGGAAAAGAGCCACAGCGCGAUACCGGGGUCCAGUCUCCCUCCGCAAACGACCCUACUACGCCGACGAGCGCCCGCCCGGGCGAUUUGUCGGUCCGGGCUUCUACCGAGGCGUCGCGGCCUUCCUUCGAGUCGGACUUGGUAGUGGAGCUGCCCUCCGAGAACGACGCAGACGUGCCCAACAUGACGCCGCGAAAAGACAGGCAGAAACGGAACAAGGCGAGGUUUAGAGGCACUCAGCCCGAACGGGAGUGCAAUCUGAUGUGAAGUCCAUCUUCUCCGGUCCCCUUUUCCCGAGCAAAAGGGGGUUCUUGGUUCGCAACGUAUGAAGCAAAUGGUG
Sodiomyces alkalinus F11 is the source of this 2846-nucleotide messenger RNA. RefSeq names its product ubiquitin carboxyl-terminal hydrolase. The record is from RefSeq and is a predicted model, not a curated record. Gene Ontology annotation, cellular component: cytosol; nucleus. Gene Ontology annotation, biological process: protein deubiquitination. Gene Ontology annotation, molecular function: cysteine-type deubiquitinase activity; cysteine-type endopeptidase activity. The transcript has 4 exons. Lineage: Eukaryota; Fungi; Ascomycota; Sordariomycetes; Glomerellales; Plectosphaerellaceae. The coding region runs from base 287 to 2773 and encodes 828 amino acids.